UUUUCUUUACCCAGUAAAUAAAUACCCCCUCGCCCGCUUCACUGCUUUCCCUCUUCCUUUCUUCCCCACCGCACCCCGAUCUCUGCCCAUUUUGUUCUCUGCAACGACAGAAGGAAGAAGAAUCAGACCGCCAUUAGAAGAGGGAGCAAGAGAGGUUCAAAUGGAGAGUGGAGCUGGAAUUGCGAGGGUGGAUCUGGACGGGAGGCCCAUCAGGCCGCUGACGAUAUGCAUGAUCGGCGCCGGCGGCUUCAUCGGCUCGCACCUGUGCGAGAAGCUGAUGGCGGAGACGCCGCACAAGGUGCUGGCCCUGGACGUCUACAGCGACAAGAUCAAGCACCUCCUCGAGCCGAGCACGCUCCCUUGCCCUUGGGCAGGUCGCAUACAGUUCCACCGCCUCAACAUCAAGCACGACUCCCGCCUCGAAGGCCUCAUCAAGAUGUCGGAUCUGACGAUUAAUCUUGCUGCGAUCUGCACGCCUGCGGAUUAUAAUACGCGUCCUCUGGACACAAUCUACAGUAACUUCAUCGAUGCACUGCCUGUGGUGAAGUAUUGUUCGGAGAAUGGCAAGCGUCUCAUUCACUUCUCUACUUGUGAAGUAUAUGGGAAAACCAUUGGUAGCUUUCUCCCAAGGGAUCACCCUCUUCGCCAGGAUCCUAAAUAUUAUGUCCUUAAAGAAGAUGAAUCGCCCUGCAUAUUUGGCUCGAUUGAAAAGCAGAGGUGGUCCUAUGCUUGUGCAAAGCAGUUGAUUGAGAGGCUCAUUUAUGCCGAGGGGGCAGAGAAUGGCCUUGAGUUUACAAUCGUGAGACCUUUCAACUGGAUUGGACCCAGGAUGGACUUUAUACCUGGUAUUGAUGGUCCAAAUGAGGGUGUUCCUCGUGUACUAGCAUGCUUCAGUAACGCUCUCCUGCGUCAUCAGCCCCUCAAACUUGUUGAUGGUGGCCAAUCUCAACGGACCUUUGUUUACAUAAAGGAUGCCAUUGAAGCCGUUCUGCUGAUGAUUGAAAACCCUGCCAGGGCAAAUGGUCAUAUUUUUAAUGUUGGCAAUCCCAACAAUGAAGUUACAGUCAGGCAGCUUGCUGAAAUGAUGACUCAGGUGUACGCAAAGGUUAGUGGAGAGGCAGCUUUAGAAGAGCCUACAGUUGACGUGAGCUCGAAAGAGUUUUAUGGUGAGGGAUACGAUGAUAGUGAUAAGAGAAUACCUGACAUGACCAUUAUCAACAGGCAACUAGGUUGGGACCCCAAGACAUCUCUGUGGGACUUGCUGGAGUCGACCCUUACCUAUCAGCACAGGACAUAUGCUGAGGCUAUCAAGCAGACACUAUCAAAGCCUAUCGCAUCAAGCUAAUGAGCUGGAUUUGCAGAAACUCGUCGGGUUGAUAUAGACCAGCCAUUUGAAUUGUCGGUCCUCUCAUAUUCCUUUUCUGAUGAAGUUGGAAGUAUCUAAGUGGUGGAUUUGAUUCUGCGAUGCACUACAUUCUUUUGCCUUUCUGCUGCCACAGUGUCUGUAGCUUCGAGCAUCUUCAUUUGGGUUGUAGCACAAGACUCGCUGAGGAAUCAUAUCAUAUUGUUGUAACUCUUGUUUCUGAGCUUUCGGCUGUGGGGCAUAUAGUACAGGGGCAGCAACUGUAUCAGUUGGCCAAGAGAACGUUGUUAUCUUUCGUUCACUUGUAAUAUUUCUUUUUAUCCAUUAAAGGAUGAAUCAUUCAUUUACAUCAAUGGGUACGUACGAGCUGUCUUCCUCUGUGAUCUGUAGAGUUUGUCAUUCAGAUUAAGGGGAAAUGUAAAUUGUUUCA
Molecule: messenger RNA, 1793 nt
Organism: Punica granatum (pomegranate)
Lineage: Eukaryota; Viridiplantae; Streptophyta; Magnoliopsida; Myrtales; Lythraceae
Source: RefSeq, a predicted model, not a curated record